This is a messenger RNA of Musa acuminata AAA Group (dessert banana), 1041 nucleotides long. RefSeq lists its product as uncharacterized. NCBI's taxonomy places the organism in Eukaryota, Viridiplantae, Streptophyta, Magnoliopsida, Zingiberales, Musaceae. Bases 1 to 1041 code for a protein of 346 amino acids. The transcript has a single exon. The record is from RefSeq and is a predicted model, not a curated record.
AUGCAAAUUCGGGGACUGUCGGAUGCUCACCCCUCUCUGUUAAUGCAGGCAUUCAUGAUAGGCCUACGGCCUUCCAGGUUCUUUUGGUCUCUUGUGGAGCGACCCCCCACCGCGGUACCUGAGAUGCUUCAGCGAGCGAGCCAGUUCGUCGCCGCCAAAACAUGGAUGGCCGGGAGGCAUGAAGAGCACAAGAGGGUCAAGUUGGAGCCGCCCCGGCAGCACCAAUCCGCCACGUCCCAGCGUCGAUUGGACAAAUCUGACCCAACGACAUCAAGGCCCCCUCUCCCCGCCUUGAGCUCGUCCCGAACAGAAAUAUUUCUCCACAUAAGGGAGAAGGGACUACUCAAAGACCCCCACCCAAUGAGGAGCCCGCAAAAACUUGCAGACCGUUCAAAAUAUUGCCGCUUCCAUCGACAGCAUGGGCAUGACACUGAACAGUGUCGUGAGUUGAAAAGGCAGAUCGAGGAGCUCAUUCGUAGAGGGCAUCUCGGCCAGUACCUUCGGUCGGACAAGGAACGAUCGCCAUGCCCGGAAGGUCCCAUCGAGCAACACAUCGACGUGAUAGCUGCCUCGGCUGAAGCUCCCAAUCAUGGGCCCGAGCCCAAGGUCACUUUCCCAGCCGGAGCAUUCGAACAACCCGAGCACGACGAUGCUCUCGUGAUAUCAGCCAGGGUUGCCAAUGCGCAAGUAAGAAGGAUCAUGGUUGAUACUGGGAGCUCGGCCGACAUACUUUACUUCGAUGCCUUCCGGAAGCUCGGCUUGGCUAGGGAGAAUAUGAAGCUGAUGUGCUCGGCGCUCACUGGAUUCACCGGAGAUUCAAUCUCACCGCUGGGGGCUAUCACUCUGCCCUUAACCUUAGGGGCCCCGCCAAGGUUGAAGACGGUAAUGACCACUUUCCUGGUGGUCGACCUCCCCACCACGUACAACGCUAUCCUCGGUCGCCCGACCCUCAACAAAGUCAGAGCCAUCAUCUCAACUUACUACCAAACUGUAAAGUUCCCGACUCACGCCGGGGUCGGGGAAGUCACGGGAAGCCCCUGA